GAAUCGAAAACGCGUCCAAUUUCCAACCCGAAAUUCGUAAUGGCUCUAAAGAAGAUGAUGAUGAUGAUGAUGAUGUGGCUGGGAUUGUGGUUGGGAUUGUGGUUACCACUGGCAUCGGGUGGUUCAUGCCGAGAGGCACAGCUCUGCUGCAAUGGCCGCGACUCAUCCUGUGUGGUUCAAAAGGCUCCGAUUAAUGCCAUCAUCGAGGAUCUGAGCGAUAAGCCGUGCUAUUGUGAUCACGCCUGCCUCAAGCUCGGCGAUUGCUGUGACGACUUCAAGGAUCAUUGCGGUGUGUUGGACUGUCAGGUGGGCGAGUGGGGAGCUUGGAGCGACUGUGACAAGAGCUGUGGCACUGGGAUGAUGACGCGCACGCGCCAAAUAAUUCAGGCGGCACAAAACGGUGGCAAGCACUGUCCCUCCAUGUUGCAGAAGCGCGGUUGCCAGGGUUAUCGCUGUCACGGACAUCGUGAUAAGAAGAUUUUGCGUGAAAUGGCUCUUCUUCUUCCCGCAGCCCUCUCCCACAACAAUCGGCGUGCGAAUGACAGCAGCGAUAUUCAUCGUAACCUGCGCUCACGAUAUCGCGACUCCUAUAAACACAAUCGGGAACAUGAAUACUGCGUAGAGUUUGAGGUGAUAAAAUCUUCCAAGGCCUGCCAUAAACUGCCGCCCUACAAUCUGAUGUUAGAAGGCGAUCGCAUAAUAGUGCGCUGUGACCUCGAGGCUCUAAUUCAGGACAAGGAGAGCGCGACGGCAGCAGAGAGCAAGCAGAGCGGCAGCAGAGGAGCAGCAAGAACAACAACAAGCACAGCAACAACAACAACAACAACAACCACAACCACAACGACAAAGAAAACAACAACAAAUGCACACAAAACUUAUGGCUAUGUGAUGGAAGACGGAGACGAGAGCAACGAGGAGGACAACGAGGAUGAGGAGGAGGGACAGGAGCAAGAGGAGGAGGAACCAGAGGAAACCGAAGAGGAUGAUGCACAGAAUAUGCUAGAAACGGAAGCGGAAACGGAUGCGGAGGCGAAUGCGGAAAUGCCAACGGAAACGGGCAGUAACGAAAGCACUAACGACUACAAGCGUCAGAGGCCACGAAAUCGUCAGCGAUCCACAAAGCGCAAUGCAAUAUUGCCCAUAUUGCCGCAAACAUUGCAACAACAGCAGCAACAGUUGCUGCUGGGCUAUCAUUGCCGGGGUGAGGGUCUGUCCGGCCGUACGACGCGCUGGAGCGCCCUUCCCGCCCCCUCGUGUCGCGGCAAGUGGCUUCGUCUGACAAUCGGGCCGCCCAAGAAAUGCAACCAUGCGCAGUUCUCAUUCGUCUAAGGCAACAAUUCAAUGUCUUAUCAUCUAUUUUUUUUUUUAAAUAUUGACAAGUCAAUAUAUAGUAUGAAUAUGAGUAUGUGUAGGGUAUACGCCUAGUCUGUGUAGCGAGUUCACACAGAGAAAGUUCCCCAACAAAUUGAAGACAAUUUGAAGAGCGCUCACUCAUUCAAAUCAUAUCCUAGCAUCAUAUCGAAACGAACUACAGCACCUUCCAAAAUUCCCCAACACACGCAUAAAGAUAGAGA
Drosophila innubila is the source of this 1574-nucleotide messenger RNA. RefSeq lists its product as uncharacterized. Bases 40 to 1329 code for a protein of 429 amino acids. NCBI's taxonomy places the organism in Eukaryota, Metazoa, Arthropoda, Insecta, Diptera, Drosophilidae. The transcript is spliced from 5 exons. The record is from RefSeq and is a predicted model, not a curated record.